This is a messenger RNA of Ostrea edulis (European flat oyster), 1471 nucleotides long. RefSeq lists its product as uncharacterized. Bases 559 to 1455 code for a protein of 298 amino acids. The record is from RefSeq and is a predicted model, not a curated record. The transcript is spliced from 7 exons. Lineage: Eukaryota; Metazoa; Mollusca; Bivalvia; Ostreida; Ostreidae.
UCAAAUAGGGCGAGAAAGCGGAAGUGCGUAAUUUGACGAGAUUGAACGAGAUUUUAGCUACUGGAGAUAAACAAAUCCACGUGGUAACGGUAAAUAGAUAACAGGAUGGCAUUUUCCAUCCUAUAUUGGUUGAAUUACGUGUCUGGAACCAAAAAACUUCAUCAAAAGUCCGAGUUAGCGGUAAAAGCAGACCAUGUACUAAAGUUUAUGUUCGAUCCCGAACUUAAUUACGCCCAGGGAAGAGUUCACGCCAGUAUGAGAGACAGAAGUUACCACGUCAGUGUAAGUGCACGUUCUGUGUCAAUUUUCACCUCAAUAUUACUAAUUAUUUUUUUUAACUUGUCAGAAAGUAUUCAUUCUGUUCCUUCAUUUAGGUCACAUUAGGGGAUAAUCACACAGUUUCUGACAGCAUAUGUGAUUGUGUGAACGGGCAGGAUAAAUGUCACCACAAGGCAUCUCUCCUUUUAUAUGGCUAUAAGAAUGUUAGCAAGACGGAUGUGAGGGCUUCUUGGAUCCAGCAUCCUAAGAAAGCACCACCAAAGAAAACAACCACUAUGGAUGAGCUUUUUCCACCUUCACAAAAAGUGGCCAAUUACAGCUAUGCUGUGGAUAGUGUCAAAAGAACCCCCAUCCCCUACACUGGAUAUUCCUUAUGUAGAAGAUUUAUUGCUGGGAGAAGCUUACACUAGUGCUACAGACAAGAUACAGUGGUUGAAGACAAAUCUUGCUAUCCAAAGGGAGAAAAUAGAGCAGGUUGCACAAUUGACUGUUGGGCAGAGGAACAACCAUCUUUGGGCUUUGGUCAGGAAAAACCGCUUAACUGCAUCCAACUUUGGUAAAGUGCUUGCUGCUAUCCGACGAAAUAGGUUUCCUCCAUCAUUAUUCAAACAGGUUCUGGGCUCUUAUGAUUUGUCAACAAAAGAUGCCAUUCUAUGGGGUAUCAACAAUGAGUCAGUUGCCAAAGCAAAGUAUUGCUCAUACGGUGAUGCAGUUGUUGAAGAAACAGGGGUGUGGCUACAUGAAAGUGGUGUUUUAGGGGCAAGUCCUGAUGGGAUUAUCCGCCGUGCAGCAACGCAUAAAUAUAACCAUCAAGUAGCUCAACUGACAGACAUACUGGAGACAAUGAAAUUGAUGUCAGAUAUUUUGGAAGUUAAAUGUCCUUUCAGUGCCAGGAAUAUGACUAUUCCUGAGGCCAUUUUAUCAAUCAAAGACUUCUGUUUAGACUUCCAGGUUCAUGAUGGCAGACAGAUGUACAAGCUAAAGGAAGAUCACAUCUAUUACAAUCAAGUACAGGGACAGCUACAUAUUCAGAACAAAUCCGCCUGUGACUUUGUUGUGUGGACCACCAAGGACAUUGCCAUAGUUAGGGUUCUUCAAGACAGUGCAUGGGACCAGAACAUUGCAAAACUUAUUGACUUUUACUUCACUCAAAUAAUCCCCAUUGUUCAGAAGUAAAAUGUCAGUUUAUUUA